Trachymyrmex cornetzi is the source of this 450-nucleotide messenger RNA. RefSeq names its product fatty acid synthase-like. The record is from RefSeq and is a predicted model, not a curated record. Gene Ontology annotation, molecular function: fatty acid synthase activity. Bases 1 to 450 code for a protein of 149 amino acids. Lineage: Eukaryota; Metazoa; Arthropoda; Insecta; Hymenoptera; Formicidae. Gene Ontology annotation, biological process: fatty acid biosynthetic process. The transcript has 3 exons.
AUGGAUGACAAAAAAACAUGUAGAUCGUGGAACGAUAUUGAUUCCAGUGAGGAAAUCGUUAUUUCUGGUAUUGCUGGUAGAUUUCCUUAUUCAGAUAAUAUGAAUCAAUUACGAGAAAAUUUAUUCAAUAAAAUUGACCUUGUAAGAGCAGAUCAUAACCGAUGGGAGAUAGAUCAUGAGGAAUUUCCACGCCGUAUGGGAACAGUUAAUAAUAUAGAAAAAUUCGAUGCGGAUUUUUUUGGAUUAUCUUUUGAGCAAGCACACACACUUGUACCUGAGACGAGAUUGUUAUUGGAACAUUCUUAUGAAGCAAUUAUCGAUGCAGGGAUCAAUCCAAAGCCAUUACAAGGAAAAAAUAUUGCCGUAAUUAUAGGGUCAUCUGCUAUUGAAACACAAAAAAGGUUUAUUAAUAAAAACGUUCAGUUUGGAUUUGAGAUCAGUGACCCCUAA